Molecule: messenger RNA, 720 nt
Organism: Penicillium waksmanii
Lineage: Eukaryota; Fungi; Ascomycota; Eurotiomycetes; Eurotiales; Aspergillaceae
Product: C2H2-type zinc finger protein
Exons: 3
Coding region: 1-720 (239 amino acids)
Source: RefSeq, a predicted model, not a curated record
AUGGAAAUAGGAGGCAAUAUCUACCAUCGCAGCUCCCCGCAAUUGCGACUCGGCCGCCCUACCACUACCACGUCGCUGCCUGGUCGUAGCGUCCUCAUCUCCACGUCCUCCCUUGUGCCAGGCAGCAGCUACACAAAAGCCGGUUAUGACGACGUGAUCGGAUUUGGCCUACACCAAGGUGCCACGAAUGAGCAGCUUCGCGCCAUCCAGCUAUGGGCCGGUCAGCUACGCCUCAACUCACCCGUCUCAGUCACAGGACGCUCGCCGCACUUUGCAGACACUCGCGUCGGCUCCUCCCUACCAGCCAAGCUCACUGCAACCUUCAGUGAAGAGCUCGAUGCCAGCCGCGGCCUGGUGGCGCUCAGCCAGGAUAUGACUCCCCGAAACAUCUACGGCCCCUGCGGCGCGCGAAAAUCGGCCGAUCUCUACAACCCCUCUGUAGGCAACAUCGAAUCCUCCGUGAAAGACUUUAACUUCACAACAUUCGAGUUCUAUGUUUCUCCCCAGCCUAAUGGCCUCUUGCCCCUUGCUGGUAAAGGGCCGUCAAUACCCCAGUGCAUGAUGAACCGGUUUAGCUUCAAGACGCCCUUUAAGACGCCCUUCAAGACACCCUUCAAAUUGGAAAAGAACCACAAGUGUAGGGUCUGCCACAAGGAUUUUCGGCGUCCGUCUUCACUGCAGAUGCACUCUUACAGACACACCGGCGAGAAGCGUGAGUAA